This is a messenger RNA of Physcomitrium patens, 1927 nucleotides long. RefSeq lists its product as uncharacterized. Lineage: Eukaryota; Viridiplantae; Streptophyta; Bryopsida; Funariales; Funariaceae. The record is from RefSeq and is a predicted model, not a curated record.
AUGGUUCGCACUCAGAGAUGCUUCAAUGGCCAGCGGCACAAUCAAUCAUCUCUGGCGAAUCGUGGCAGGGUCUCUAGGGAUGGUCGCUUGGGCGAGCACAGGAGUCUUUUCCCAUUUCGAUUAGCACAUUCGCAAUUAACGCAAGCGCAACUGCUGCAAGAGGGGCCCAACUUGGGGAACCCACAACCCACUUCAAUAGAUGACUGGAUUCAAGUUGAGUGCCCGCUCUUUGCGCGACCGAACGUGAGCCUCACUGGGGCCACACUCAUUCGACAGGGCUUGGUAGAGACCGAGCUGGAGCCGAAAAAGGGCACUCUUCACAGAGAGUUACGGCACAAUGACGGUUCUGAGCGGUACCGGAUGCGGCUGGGUUCACACGACACCACGGGGCGCGAUGGGGCAGCCGCGGAUGCGCGAUCCAAAUGGCCAAUAGGGCGGUGCCAUGCGGCACGGCGGUAUAUGAACUCGUGGCAGCAGCAAAGAAGACCGUCCUUCAGUCCCCCUUGUGAGUGUUCUCGCUGCGCACCGUCGUAUUUCGGUGUUAGGUGUGCAUUCAUUAGACUCUUGGUGGUGUAUCUUGGGUUUGAGAGAUUUUUUUUGUUGGCGUUUCUUUUCCGCGUAGGUUUCUGCCCUGGUGCUCGAAACAUUUGUGUAGCGGCCAUCAAUAUGUCUAGCGGAGGUCCCAAGGGUGGAAAGAAUAAUGAUGAGAACAAGAUCAUCAUUAAAGUGGCUGGUGUUGUCGUGGCAACAGGCGUUGCAUGGGGUUUGUACAAGACAUUUAGCAGAAAGGAUCAUCCUCUCGUAAACACGGAGAUGGGAAUCAAGAAGGAUGCUUCGAAUGCAUUUGAUACCACAAAGAGCAAAUCCCAAGAAGCGAAAGAUGCCGCUGACUAUAAGGCAUCUCAGGCCAAGGGAGGGAUAAGGGAUGCUGCUGGUAACUUGGUUCACAAGCUUGAGGAUGUAGGCCACAAGGUGCAGGAUACCUUCAGCAGAGGUGCUCACGUGACAGAGGAUAAGGCUCAGGAAGGAAAGGAAUACGUCAAGGAUAAGGCUCAAGAAGGGAAGGGCUACGUGAAAGACAAGGCCGCCCAGAUUGAUGACAAGGCUCGGUCCGCUAGAAAUGAUGCGGAGAACAGGGGGUGGGGAGCGAAGAACGAAGUUGAGAGCAAGGCCAAUGAAGCAAAGCAGCAGACACGAGGCUUCUUUGGUAAGGCCAGGAACGAAGCUAAUGAUGUUAAGGGCACAUUUGAGGACAAAUCUAAGAGUCUGAAAGGAUCAGUGGAGGAGAAGGGCAGGGAAUCCAAGGGCGCUUUGAAGGAUGCCGGCAACAAUGUUAAGGGAUUCACUCAGGACAAGAAAGAGAAGGUGCAAGAAGCUGGAAGGGACCUUUACGGUAAAGGCGUAGACGCAAAGAAGAGGAUUGAUGGCAAGCAGGUUACCAUCCAAAAGGGUGACACACUGUGGGGCUUGUCUCGGAAGUACAAUGUCUCAGUAGAGUCGUUAAAGGCUGCUAAUGGCAUUAUUGUUGGAGACGCUCUGGAUGCUGGAGACAUCAUCACCAUCCCAGUGGCCACUAAGUAAGGAUUUAAUGGUUCUUUUUAGGUAGCUUAAGGACGAGCACCUGUAGACCAUGGGACUGUACUGUACCUCUGCCUUCUGGGUAGAGCAAGGCCGCGGGUCUGAGUAGAUAUAUGAGUUGGAGUAGAGUUUUGGGAAAGCACCUGAUGAACCAAUUCAUCGGGUACUGACGUGAGUUGUUUCUUUUGUAAAAAGCUCAUGCGGGCCUGCACAUAGCUGUUUGUGAAGUGACCAAUAGAUGGAUCAUUGUUGUCUUCCAGUCUUCGCAGUGCGACUCAUCGUUGCGACGUGUUCGACGGUUUGUACAUGUUUGUAACAGUUAAUUGAUUUUUCUCAAGCAUCACAUUUA